AUCGUAACAUUAGGGAUUACACUUUUUGACAGCUUAGGCUGAUCAAUAUUUGUCCCCACCCUACCCUAUCGAGGCCAGUAGUAUAUAGUACAACAAUGAAUCCUCUGUCCGGUUCAUCUUCCACCAUCUCGUGUUUCUCCACCCAAUUACGCAGUCUCGCGCAAGUUCUGCUCUCCGGCCGAGCAGGCAGCCGCCUCCGCCGCGUCCUCCCGGCUGCCCACGCCCGCGCCAUCAUCUCCGAUGGACUUGGCUUCCUGUUUCUCGCGAACCUUCUCCUCGACGGUUACUCUAAGCUCGGCCGCAUCCACGACGCGCGCCGCCUGUUCGAUGGAAUGCCGCACCGGAACCUCGUGUCCUGGUCGUCAGCCAUCUCCAUGUACGCGCAGCACGGCGCCGAUGGCCAAGCCCUUGCCCUGUUUGCAGCCUUCAGGAGAUCCUCUGACGAGGCACCCAACGAAUUCGUUCUUGCCAGCGUCGUGCGGGCCUGCAUGCAGUCCAGGGAUGUUCCUUUUGGCGAGCAAGUGCAUGGAAAGAUCAUUAAUCUUGGCCUGGAUGUCAAUCUCUAUGUUGGCACUGCACUCGUCAACCUAUAUGCGAAGGUUGCCUGCAUGGAUGCGGCCAUGCGUGUGUUCCAUGCUCUCCCAACAAAGAAUCCGGUUACUUGGACAGCAAUCAUCACUGGUUACUCUCGGAUUGGCCAUGGAGAACUAGCCCUGGGCUUGUUUCAAACGAUGGUCGCUCAAGGCGUCCAGCCUGACAGGUUUGUGUUAGCAAGUGCUGUCAGUGCCUGCUCUGCACUUGCCUUUCUACAGGGAGGCAGGCAAAUACAUGGCUACGCUUAUCGAAGUGCAGCAGAAGUGGAUGCUUCCGUGAUCAACGCGCUCAUAGAUUUGUAUUGCAAGUGCUCCAGACCGUUAGUGGCUCGUAAGCUAUUUGAUCGAAUGAAGAAUCAUAAUCUCGUGUCUUGGACUACAAUGAUUGCUGGUUAUAUGCAGAAUUCACUUGAUGCUGAAGCCAUACAGAUGUUCUGGCAGAUGUGUCAGGCUGGAUGGCAGCCAGAUGCUUUUGCCUGUACAAGUAUCUUGAAUUCGUGUGGUUCAAUGGAAGCUAUUUCACAAGGAACACAGAUACAUGCCCAUGCCAUAAAGGUUAAUCUGGAGAAUGAUGAGUAUGUCAAGAAUGCUCUCAUUGACAUGUACGCUAAAUGUGCCCAUUUAACUGCUGCAAGAGUGGCAUUUGAUGCCUUGGCGCAUGAUGACGUAGUCUCUUACAAUGCGAUGAUCGAAGGCUAUGCAAGGCAAGGUGAUCUUACAGAAGCAGUUCAUAUAUUCCGUAAAAUGAAAUAUUACUCCAUAAGGCCAAACCUACUAACCUUUGUUUCACUCCUUGGGAUGUCAUCACUUCUAUCAUCUAUUGAAUGGAGUAAGCAGAUUCAUGGUCUCAUCAUCAAAUCAGGAACUUCAGUCGACCUCUAUGUGGGAAGUGCUCUAAUCGAUGCAUAUUCAAAAUCUUCCCUUGUGGAUGAUGCCAAGGCUGUGUUUUUUAUGAUGCAAAACAGGGACAUGGCCAUCUGGAAUGCUAUGAUAUUUGGCCACACACAGAAUGAGCAAGGGGAAGAGGCAGUAAAACUCUUCAACCAGGUUCGUGUCUCUGGGAUGACACCCAAUGAGUUCACGUUUGUAGCACUAGUAACUGUGGCGAGCAACUUGGCAAGCAUGUUUCAUGGGCAGCAGUUUCAUGCCCAGAUCAUCAAAGCAGGUUGUGACAUUAAUCCUCAUGUUUCAAAUGCUCUUGUAGACAUGUAUGCAAAAUGUGGCUUCAUUAAAGAAGGAUGGAUGCUGUUUGAGUCAACAUGUGGGAAGGAUGUUAUUUGUUGGAACUCCAUGAUUACUAUGUAUGCACAACAUGGUCAUGCUGAAGAAGCCCUUUGUGCUUUCCAGCUGAUGAGAGAGGCCAAAGUAGAACCAAACUAUGUGACUUUUGUUGGUGUGCUAUCAGCAUGUGCUCAUGCAGGCCUUGUGGAUGAAGGCUUACACCAUUUUAACUCUAUGAAAUCAAAAUAUGGUAUUGACCCGGGCACUGAGCAUUAUGCUUCAGUGGUCAAUCUCCUCGGUCGUUCAGGGAAAUUACAUUCUGCUCAGGAGUUCAUUGAAAAGAUGCCAAUCAAACCAGCGGCAGCUGUUUGGAGGAGCUUGCUGAGUGCCUGCCGUCUCUUUGGUAAUGUUCAAAUUGGGAGGUAUGCCGCUGAAAUGGCACUCUUGGAAGAUCCGUCAGACAGUGGCCCUUAUGUAUUACUAUCCAAUAUUUAUGCCUCCAAAGGGCUAUGGGUGGAUGUGCAGCAGCUAAGACUGAGGAUGGAUUAUGCUGGGGCGGUGAAGGAGCCAGGUUAUAGUUGGAUUGAGGUGAUGAAGGAGGUUCAUAUGUUCAUUGCAAGAGGGACAGAACACCCACAGGCAGAAUUGAUAUAUGCAGUAUUGGAUGAACUGACGGGUCUACUAAAGGAUUUUGGCUAUCACCCUGAUAUCUCUGAACUUGCAUUGCUUGGUGAGACUGGUUAGUGCUACUUGCUCAUUGGUCAGCUCUGGGAUGAUGAGGCUGUGAUAUAGUAUUAGUGGCUUUAGAAUUUUACUGUUACUUACAACUGCCAGUUCCAAAACAAUAACCUGACUGGAGUCAUCUUCCGAUGCUGAACCAGAAAUCAAGACUUGAGUCAUCUUCUAUGCAUGAUGCUAGACAAAUAAAAAAAUCAGCAGGUCCUCAGCUCGUGAAUGAUUCCAGAAGCAAGGGGAUGGUUCUGACAAAUUUCGGUCCCAUGUACCUAGAUGCAUGGAUGCGAACAGUGACUUGUAUAGUUCCUGGCAUCAGUAUGAGGUGGUGUACGGUGGUUUUCUUUCAGCACUGAUUAUGCCCUAGGUAGUCUAACAUACCUGGGUACUUCAAACAGCAAAUCCAUUUUAGCCAUCAGUUAUGAUGUGAUGGGCAAGACGUUUUGCUAGAUUAUUCAACUAAGUUGCAUCUUUGUACAUCUGACAAUUUAUUCAGUACUGAAGUAUUCUGCUAGCAUCAUUAGUCAUGACGUUCUGAGACUUCGUCUCUGUUUCAAUAACUUACAGUGAGCUUCUUACUGGUAUGGUGCCUUAUACUCAUCUGAGAGCAGAAGCACAGGUAUUUAAUUGUUCUUUUAUGUUCUUUGUUGGUUGGUUAAAGUGUUCUAUUUUUUAAUGCAAUUUUGAUGUAAAAGUUCAUCUAAUUGAUUACGAGCGGCAAUCAUUCUAUAAUAUAGUUAUUCCAUGAUGCCUAGCAGAAAAGGUUACCAUAAUUUCUUUGCCAUUCGGCUGCAGUUAGAAAUUUAAUUAUUGUGGCUAUUACAACCAGUCUUAUUCCAGUAUGUUGAAAUUUGAUUUACUAUGGAACUUUUUUAAUAUUUAGAUUCAGGUGUAUUUUACUUGGGUUUAUGCAUUUAUUAGUUCUAUACAUAUGUUCAUAUUCACCGUAUUUAACAUGACAAAUCCAUUUUUUCUCUAGAAGUGACCAUUUGCCAUAUUUUUUUAGGCACACACUGUUCUUGAAAUGACUUAUACUGAACAACAACUUACAGCAGCAUUUGUUUCUCAAGCAUCGCCACUGGCGGAGUACGAACUGAAAAAUAGGCAUGACGGAGCUUACUAUAUGCACAAAAAAAAAGAUAACCACCCAUAAACUUGCAGAAACAAGGAAGAAAAAAAUCCAUAAACUUGCAAAAACAGUGAAAAACAUUUAAAAACGUGCACACAGUAGGCUUUGAACCUGCAACGUACACCCCUGUACUAGGAAUGAUUUGCUCCUUUAGUUGGGAGCUACACUGUACUAAUAAGUUUGCUCAGAUCCAGAUAUGGCAAGACCGCAAGAGCCAUACUCCGUCAUAACAGGUCCUCCGCCCCUGAGCAUUGCGUCCAUCACUUGCCCUUCCUCAAUCUGGUGCCCCACCAACUCUUUUGUCACUUAUCCAGCGUUGCUGGGAUCCUUAUCCUGAAAAGAGACCAUCAUUUGAAGACAUAAUUGGUGAGCUAAAUAUAGCUCAAAAGCCUUUAGUUUCAAAUGCUUCCGUUCCAUCAUUUCCUGUGAGCAAGAGUCAAAAUGGCACCAAAGAAGUGCACCGUUAUCAAGAAGCAUCGAACUGUUUCAACCAAGGGGAGCUUUUUGUUAAGAGAUCAUGUAGAUCAGAUCUUAAGAAUCUUUGGUCUGGUUGUUUUGAUCAGUCCUCAGAGUAUCAUCCAACAUUAAAUUGGGGCUCUUUUGCAACAAGUGGUCGAAGGGAAACUAUAGAAGAUACCCAUUUUGUGCCUCCCUUUAUGAGCGAAGAAAAGGAAGUUUUUUCCUUUGGCAUUUUUUAUGGCCACAGAGCAGAUGCUGAAUUUUCUGUCCGAGCAGUCCCUGGAUUUCACAAGCAAUUUGGUCAUGGAGCAAGCCCAACCUACGCUCUUUCAGAAGCAUUUGUAAGGACUGACAUAGCGUUUCGAGAAGAACUAAUUGUUCACCGGAAGUCAAAAAUGAUAAUCCAAAAAAGACUGGCAUCAAGGUUGCACGGCAGUAACAGCCCUGAUAGUGAGAAAUAAGCCUUUUGUAGCAAAUGCUGGUGAUUGCCGAACAAAGACAAAUAAACUUCGUUCGAUUUCCUUUCCUGUAUGCAGGUGAUGGUCUAUGGUAAGCAACGAGGAUGUGCUGUCAUUCUGUAAAUAAUCAAGAGGCUGCAGAGCGGGGCAACAAAGACAAAUAUCACUGUCAAAUCAAAUGUCAUUGUUGUGUUUCUUCGCCCCGUCUACACGUCUGAGCGAAUAUACUCAGCGGGGUGCUUUUGAGGGGAGGAUAUUUUUCUCUGUUAUAUAUACUCCCUUGUUCCCAAAAUCUAAUUCGUUUUAGACUAACCAUACAUUUAUUAAGUAACACAUAAAUAUAGUUGGCAUA
Molecule: messenger RNA, 4944 nt
Organism: Zea mays
Lineage: Eukaryota; Viridiplantae; Streptophyta; Magnoliopsida; Poales; Poaceae
Product: pentatricopeptide repeat-containing protein At4g39530
Exons: 3
Coding region: 96-2558 (820 amino acids)
Biological process (GO): RNA modification
Cellular component (GO): intracellular membrane-bounded organelle
Molecular function (GO): RNA binding; protein binding
Source: RefSeq, a predicted model, not a curated record